GCGGGACGGGGCGGGCGGUCGGCCGUCGCUUCCGGUGUGUUAGUGUGUUGGCGAGAGAGGGCUGAGCUGAGGCGGCGGCGGAGAGACGGAGCGGAGCGGCCAACGUGAGCGAGCGAGCGACCAGCAGAGAAGCGGAGAUGUUACGGGUUGUACGAACGAGCAAGGUUCGGCAUGUCUAUGGCCAAGUGAUGAAAAAUGACCAGUGCUACGAUGACAUCCAAGUUUCCAGGGUGACCUGGGAUAGUUCGUUCUGUGACGUGAAUCCCAAGUUUGUAGCGAUAAUCAUCCAGGCGUGUGGUGGUGGAGCAUUCUUGGUACUUCCUUUGCAAAAGACGGGUCGGAUUGAUAAGACCUAUCCAACAGUAUGUGGACACACGGCACCGGUGCUUGACAUUAACUGGUGCCCGCACAAUGACUUCAUUAUUGCCAGUGGAUCAGAGGAUUGCUUCGUCAAGGUCUGGCAGAUCCCGGAGAAUGGCCUCACUGUUCCUCUCACAGAACCAGUCGUUACCUUGGAGGGACAUUGCAAGAAGGUUGGAAUUGUAUCUUGGCAUCCGACUGCUCGCAAUGUGCUACUGAGCGCAGCGUGUGAAAGUAUCAUGAUCUGGAACGUGGGGACUGGCGAGGCUUUGCUGGAGCUCAACGACAUGCACAACGAAACGAUCUACAGCAUAUCCUGGAACCGAGACGGGAGCCUAUUCUGCACCGCAUCCAAGGACAAGAAAUUGCGUUUGAUUGAUCCACGGAAUGGGAGGAUCAUUUUAGAAAAGGACAAACCUCAUGAAGGGGCUCGGCCCAUCAGAGCCAUCUUCCUCGCGGACGGCAAGAUCUUCACCACCGGCUUCAGCCGUAUGAGUGAGCGGCAGCUCGCCCUGUGGAACCCAGAAAACAUGGACGAACCGAUAGCUUUGCAGGAGAUGGACUCGAGUAGUGGAGUGCUAUUGCCAUUCUACGAUGCAGACACGAACAUAAUUUACUUGUGUGGAAAGGGUGACAGCAGCAUCCGCUACUUUGAGAUCAGCGACGAGGCCCCGUACGUGCACUACCUGAACACCUUCUCCACCAAGGAGCCCCAGCGGGGCAUGGGCUAUAUGCCAAAGCGAGGCCUGGAAGUUGGCAAGUGCGAGAUUGCCAGGUUUUUUAAACUUCAUGAAAGGAAAUGCGAGCCCAUCACCAUGAUUGUGCCAAGGAAGUCGGACCUAUUCCAAGAUGACCUGUACCCCGACACAGUGGGGCUGGAGGCAGCGAUCGAAGCAGACGAGUGGCUUGACGGGAAAAACGCAGAGCCCAUCCUGAUCUCCCUUAAACCCGGCUCCGUCCCCACCAAAACCCGGGAAGUCCGAGUCAAGCAGAACAUUUUAGAUAAGCCCUUGCUGAUCAAGAAAACUGACAAGGGCAUUGCCCCGAUCAAGACUAGUUCCAACACAUCUCCCGAAUUCAAGGUGGAGGAGUUAUUGGACGAGAUCAGGACUCUGAAGGCCACCAUAGCUACCCAAGAUCAGCGGAUUGCCAACCUCGAGGAGCAGAUGGCCAAGGUUGUCAUCUGCGACGUGAAGAACACUGUGUCCCCUGGGGCGAUGCAGUGACUGUGUCUGGAUUCUCGCCCUUGCGGCCAGCAGAGCAGCUCAGCACUGCACCCUCGUUCGUUCGUUCAUUCUGCCAUUGGUGAAAAAAAACCUUCAGCAUUCCAAUAUCAACUAUCAAAUCACCCUUCCCAACUCUCACCAGCCUUUGUCACAAUUCUGCAUUAAACUGCUUUUUUUUUUUAGAUUCUCUCCCCACACCCCCCCCCUUCCCAACCUAUCCCAAAAUUUUUAACAGGAGCGGGGAAGAUGAUACUCCUUCCCCUAUACUUCCCAUGUUGAGAGCAUUACAGUUUUUUUUAUUAUUCCUAAUUCCAGUCCCUCUCCAUAUAUAAUGGUGUAUUCUACUCAAAUGCGAGAGUAAUUUCCGGGUCUAUGGGCUCUCCUACGCAUAUUCUCUCUCUUCCUCUCUCUCUCCUCUCUCUCUCUCUCUCUCUCUCUCUCAUACUUUUUCCCCUGAGCUCUCUUGCACUUUCUCGCUCAUUCUUGUGCUCUUUCUCUCUCUCGUAUGCUGGUACCUGUUUUUAAAGUAACUACACAUUCCACAUACAAGUGUAUAGGACCAUUGAACGCUUGAUCAGUUCCGCUCUUAUAGAGCAAACCAAAUGGUGAUCUGUCGUUAAAAUAUACUUCCAAUUACAAAGAUAAAAUGUUGAUUAUAAAACCUC
This is a messenger RNA of Callorhinchus milii (elephant shark), 2251 nucleotides long. It is a transcript of the gene coro1cb, whose product is annotated as coronin, actin binding protein, 1Cb. The transcript has 11 exons. Gene Ontology annotation, molecular function: actin filament binding. The record is from RefSeq and is a predicted model, not a curated record. Bases 138 to 1586 code for a protein of 482 amino acids. Gene Ontology annotation, biological process: cell migration; actin filament organization. Lineage: Eukaryota; Metazoa; Chordata; Chondrichthyes; Chimaeriformes; Callorhinchidae.